CAUGAGCUUCUGUUUGAGCAGAAGAGUGUGUCGUGAUCCUUGCAGAAAGCAGCACUUGCGUUGUGUGGGGGUGUGUGGAGCCCAUGACCUGCGGACCAAGGUGAGGGGAAGCUAAAGAUGCCUUUUGGCCCAUCUCCUCACACACACCCCCUGGGCCCCUCCAGUCCCACCGUGGCACCUCCUGAUCAACAGGAACCCGCAUCUCCGUGGUGGUUGUGUGUUUCCUUGUGGAGUGGCUGGGAAAGUGGCAGGUGAUCUUCAAAGUAAGCAGAGAACAAGGCUGGCCCAGAUGCCGGGGCUGUCUGGGGAUGCUGUGUAAUCUGCAGCUGUGGACGUCUGGCCCAUUUGGUUGGGUUAGGUGAGUUGGGCUCAGCCCACAAGGCCACAAGCGAAGCUUGAUUGCUCCCUCUGAAAGGACGUUUCAUCCGUGAAAGAGGAGCAGAUUUUCUCCAGGAUCACUUUCGGUGAAGGAGGAGCCCCAGCAUGUGUGGGGAGUGGGGGGAGGAAGCAGCUUGGGUUGCUCCUCCCACCCCACUCGAAAGCCACACUGCCUGCAGGCUGGCCAUUCAUCAGGUAGAGCUGUGCGGUUAACUGCACAGUGGAGAACAGAUGUGCCAAAUUUCAGUUUGGGGUUGGUGUGGAAGUACCCUAACUUAGCUGAGGGUUCACUGCUUGCCCUCCAUUUCUUGGGAAAGACUUAUGGAACUCUGAAAAGGUGACUUCUCUUUGUUUUCCCUUAGAAAUGGGAAGCCAGAAGUGAUGAUGUCCUGCUACACAAAGAAUGGUAUUAAAAUGCCACCUUUGGCGGUCUGUCCAGAUUUCGACAGGGAGGUGCUAUUCCAAAAGUGUGUGUGUCGUGUGUGUGAUUUGUGUAUAUUUUGAAAAUUAAAAUCCCAGUUCAGUGGCUGAAAUGCCCAGCCAGCCCCCCCGGCCCCAGUUGCCCCCUAGACUCCCAAAGCCGGUCCAAAUGCUAGAGUCCAGGGGUGGUUCAUGGGAGGCUUUUCAGCCGUGGCUGGGCUUUCACUCCAGCUGCAGCGAAUCACAUCUGAGGAUCGGUGGGGGGGGGGAGUGGAAAUCCCACAGCUGCUGGAGAGCCUCCAAUCGAUGGACCGCCCCGUAAGACAGCCUGAAGAGCUCCUUGGGAGGGCAGAGAGCAGUGGCAGCCUCUGAGCUUUGGGAGAGUAUGUGGAAGGGGUCAGCGACCAGGACGUGCUGCUCAUCCAUUCCUGCCGCCAGUGGACCACAGUGACGGCCCACAGCCUGGAGGAGGGACACUACGUCAUCGGGCCCACCAUCGAUAUCCCCCUCCAGUACCCAGGGAAAUUUAAGCUGCUGGACCAGGACAGGGAUGUCAGGGAGCCUGUGCAGUACUUCAACAGCGUGGAGGAAGUGGCCAGCAUCUUCCCGGACCGGGUGUUCGUCAUGGAGGCCAUCACCUUCAGUGUCAAGGUCGUGUCGGGCGAGUUCAGCGAGGACAGCGAGGUGUACAAUUUCACGCUGCACGCAGGAGAUGAGCUGACCCUCAUGGGCCAGGCAGAGAUCCUGUGUGCAAAAGCGGCGAAGGAGAAGUCGCGCUUCAACACGCUGCUCCGGAAGCUGGGCAAAGCGGGAGUCCCCGGCAGUGGUGGAGGGGGCAGCGGUGGUGGUGGCGGCAGCGGGGGCGGCAAGCAGCCGAAGGGCAAGAUGCCCUGCCUGAUCUGCAUGAACCACCGGACCAACGAGAGCCUCAGCUUGCCCUUCCAGUGCAAGGGGCGCUUCAGCACCCGCUCCCCGCUGGAGCUGCAGAUGCAGGAGGGGGAGCACACCAUCCGCAGCAUCAUCGAGAAGGUGCGGCUGCCCGUCAACGUGACUGUCCCCAGCCGGCCGCCCCGCAACCCCUACGACCUGCACGCCAUCCGCGAGGGCCACUGCUACAAGCUGGUCAGCAUCAUCUCCAAGACGGUGGUGCUGUGCUGCCUCCUGCGCAAGGCGGAGCUGGCGCCCUUCCACUUCCUCCUGCUGACCGACAUGCCCCGCUUCAUGCUGCCGGAGGGGAUGCUGCGUGGCGGCGGAGACCCCCAGCUGGAGAAGCUCUUGCGGGAGAGCGCCGCCCUCUGCCAGGAGUGCUUUGACCCCAACGAGUACUCCAAGGCUGUGCGCGAGGCCAAGCCGGACUUCUCGGAGGAGUGUGCCAGCCCCCGCCGGGUCCGGCUCUACCUGCAGGGCUACGCCCGUGAUGAACUGGCCCAGUCCUUCCAGCGCCUUUCGCUCUGCCUCUAUAGUGCCUCCGAGAGCAGCGGCCAGGACGCUGGCCCGGGAGGGAGGAACCAGCAGGUGCUCCUCCCCUCCCGCCAGGAGCACUCCGUCUUCCUGGCUGAGGCCUUGGACUCGGAGCGCGAGUACAUGACGCCCGACUGGGCUGAACCCACCUUCCGGACUCCAGAGCUCCCCUACGAGGAACUGUGGACCAAUCAAAGCACCACCGAGAACUACUCGGAACCCAGCAGCAACCCUCCUGGGCUGGAGAGCGUCAACACAGCCCAGCGGGACCUCAUCUCUUUUGCCAGCAUCUCCUCCUCGCUGGGCAGCUCUGCGCGCUGCCAAGCCCUGCUGAGGGAGGAGGCCAAGGGAGACGCUCCACCCCCGGUCCCACCCAAAUCCGAAGCGGUGAAGGAGGAAUGCCGCCUGCUCAUUGCGCCCCCAGUGCCCCCGCGGGGUGGCCCCCCACUCUCCAGCUCCAGCCCCCCAGUGCCUCUGCGCUUCCCCAAGCUCCAGCCGGCUGCUUCGCCCAGCUCCAGCCUCUCCUUCUACUCUUCUGGCCUGCACAGCAGGUCCCGGCCGCAGAGCGGCAGCUGCUCUCCGUCUCCCGACUCCUACUCGCUCUACUGCUACCCCUGCACGUGGGGCGACUGCAAAGCGGGGGAGUCGUCCGGCCGCCAGCUCGCCAGCCCCCCAGGACAGCCGCCAGCCCCGCUGCCCCCAGCCCAGCCUGCGCAGGUGUCUUCGUGGCCAGACCCCUGGGCGUACAGUGACCUGGGCCCCAGCCUGGCCACGGGCCGCUCCCCCCCACGGCUGGGGAGUGGCGAGGCCGGCGCCCACAAGAGCUACGCCAGCUGCCCUCGCCCGAAGGCCCCCCACCCUCAGAAACGCUUUGCUCCCUUUGGCGCCCUCAACCCCUUCGCCAACCCGGCCUACUCCUCCAGCCCGGCUUCCUCCGGCUCGUCCGACUGGCUGGAGGCCCUGGACUGGCAGAAGCCAGCUGCUUCCUCCCUUGAGGCCUUUGAGCCCUUGGAGGGCCCCUCAUCCUCUUCCCCGGAGGGGGAGCUGCACUACAGCGCGGCCCCCCUGCCUCGGCCAAAGGCCUUUGCGGCCGGGGAGAAUGUGGUCAUCCGGACGGCUGUGGCCCCUCGGCCCCCGACCUUCGUCCACGGGGCCGAGGGGGGCCUCAGCCGCCUGGCCCUGUCCCAGGGGGCCAUCGAGCUGCCCCCUGCCCGGCUCAACGGGGACGGCUCGCCCUGGCAGCCCCCCGCUGAUCUGUCAGCGCUGUCCCUCGAGGAGGUCUCCCGCUGCCUGCGCUUCAUCGGCCUCUCCGAGGACGUGGUCACCUUCUUUGCCCGGGAGCGCAUCGACGGCAGCAUCUUCGUGCAGCUCACGGAGGAGAUCCUGUCGGAGGACUUCCGCCUCACCAAGCUCCAGGUCAAGAAGAUCAUGCAGUUCAUCAAGGGUUGGCGGCCCAAGAUCUAGAGCGGCCGAGGGGGCCUGCCCGCAGGCAAAGGCACAAGGACCGGGACAAGAGCGGCAGGCAGGCGGGGAGGGGACUGGCGCAAGGAAAGAGGCGGGGCGGCUGCGCGUCUUGCCCAUCCGCCAGUGCAAGGAGGAGAGGAGG
Messenger RNA from Hemicordylus capensis (graceful crag lizard), 3865 nucleotides. RefSeq names its product GRB2 associated regulator of MAPK1 subtype 2 (gene GAREM2). Lineage: Eukaryota; Metazoa; Chordata; Lepidosauria; Squamata; Cordylidae. The transcript has 6 exons. Bases 1423 to 3723 code for a protein of 766 amino acids. The record is from RefSeq and is a predicted model, not a curated record.